Paramuricea clavata is the source of this 6278-nucleotide messenger RNA. NCBI's taxonomy places the organism in Eukaryota, Metazoa, Cnidaria, Anthozoa, Malacalcyonacea, Plexauridae. The record is from the annotation of a GenBank genome assembly.
AUGUUGACAAGGGAAAAGGCAAUACAAUUCCUUCAAAAUUCUUGGAAAAUGAAUGAUGUUGAAUUGCAACUAACGACUGACCGAGAAAGUUUUUUAAACAAGGUCAUACAAACUUUUUAUGAAAGAGUUCCAUUCCAAUUAUUGAGUGCGAUGAAGCUUACAUCGUUACCUCCAAAUGAGCGGGAGAUACCAAGUUUUGAUGAAAUUGAUAAAAUAUGUAUGUCUGGGGUGGGUGGAGGCUGUGGUGUGCAAAGUACGUUCACGUGGCGUCUGUUGAAAGCUCUUGGAUACUCUGCCCAUCUUUGCGGAACUAUUGUAACAAGUACAGGCAUCAACGUCCACCUUACUGUCAUCGUUAAAGAUCUUGUUAACACUGGUGACAUCCAUCUUGUUGACUGUGGAUUAGGGCAGCCUUCGUUUCAAACAAUUUCAUUAAAUUUCAACGAGGAAUCGCCAGUUUACCAGGAGUCAUAUCUUGAAUAUAAAUACAUCAAGCGUGAUGGUAAGAUUCUUCGCAUGCAUGGUGACGGAGACCUGGUCAAGCAUAAUGAUCCACCAAUAGAAGGCCUUGACCUCAUUCUAGGAAAAUGGAGGCGUUUCUAUGAAUUCUCGCUUCAAGAGGAUUUUGAACAGAAAACCUUAAAAAGAUUUUGGAAUUUUUUUUAUGCGCCCAAGUUCUACCAUCAUGUAUCACCUCGAGCAUCAAGAUUUCCUGGAGGAAAAGCUGUUAUGAUUGCAGGAAAGAUUUUGUUCCUCGAGCAAGAAGAUAAGACAUUUAAGAAAAUUAACUUGGAGUCAGAGGAGGAAAUAUUAAAAGCGUAUCAAGAUUAUUUUCCUUCUCUUGAUGAAAAUCUUGUUCACUAUGCUUAUUCAUACUGGCAAAAGAACCGUCUUUAAUAUAUAUAUGUGUGUGUGUGUAUAUAUAUAUAUAUAUAUAUAUAUAUAUAUAUAUAUAUAUAUAUAUAUAUAUAUAUAUAUAUAUAUAUAUAUAUAUAUAUAUAUAUAUACGCUAUAUCAUCUCCGUCUCUUGCUUAAAUACUCUAACAAGUGUUUUUGUGUUUUGGUUCACAAAGUGCUCGAUAUCAUAUAGAUAGAGCACAUGAUGUAAAUUUCUACCUCAAAACGUUGCUGUGGUUUAGUUUGAAAAUAAUUAGAUUAAUGCUGUUUCCCUUGUUCACAUGUUGCAUAAAAAUUAUGGGAAAUAAAAAAUAUGUUUGAUGAAGAGUAUACAUAACUAAAUAUUAACCAUUAAUGCAUAGACUCGCCCCUAAAUAACACCAUCCCCUGAAAACAUUUUUUGUGAAUUGACGCCCAACUUGGCGGCAAAGUGUUUUCAUAGUCUGCAAAACAUGAGUUGGAUAGGAAGGAAAAGAACUAAAAUGUUUGAAUGACACUGAUUAAAAAAAUUAGGGAAUAACAUACAUUAACCCAAAAGUGAAUGAAAAAAAUAAUGUCCAGAAAAACCCUUCCCUCCCCAUUAAUUAGCGACUGAAAUGUUGUUGGCGAAUACGAUACUACACUCCCUACGGCUUCAGCCCUUGACAAGUAAAAGCGUCUGGCAAUUAACAUGUGCGCCCUACUUAUUGCUCAUUAAGAGGAGAGUUGUGUCGUAUUUUAGGCGAUUUUACCUGCGAUUUUACUCGUCAAUUAGGCCUUAUAGGGGAGAGUCUCGCGCAUUUAUUGAAUAUUCAAAAUUUCGUCAAAUGAAGUCGUAAUAUUACACUAUUAUUAUUACUAAAAGUAGCACAAAUAUUAAGUAUAAACUCAAAAUAAAUAAGAAUUCUUCUCUUUAUUUGAUUAAGGGAAAAAAUACAAAAGUAUUAUAUGGUACCUUCGAAAAAUUCUUUUGAAAUGUUUCAAUAUUGCGCAAUUGUUACGCAAUAUAUAACGAUCCCAAAUGCGCAAAUUAUGCAGUCUGCAGGAAGGCACAGCUGAGAUUGUUCUGUUCAUGGACAAAGAACAGAGAUACUGUGCAAAUAAAAUUGAGUUAUUGAAUAAUUAAUCAUUGAAAGUAUGUUGAACGGGCUGAGAUUCCAUCCAUUGCGGUUCUCGGGAUGUAUGUCUGCUAUCACCAGGAGAUGUGUUCAGAAAUUUGUUCCAUGCACGUUCAAUGCAACAUUGAUGCCCAAGCAAGGAACUUGUAAUGUAUUAUCUCGCAGGCUCUUCAGAGUUCAGACAGAAGCUCGCAACUCGUCUAAAUUUUCCACUGGUUCAGGUAUAAAACUUGUUAACGAGCGCCCUUAGCAAUGGGCCGAUACUGUUAAUAAAUAUUGGUUAUUAUUGAUACUGGAAGAACUAUCGAUGCUUUUAAUAAUACUUUCAAAAAGUAUUGAAAAUUAUUAUGUGUAUAUGGUAGCACUCUCCCCUUGACGAGUAAAAUCAUCUGUUGUUAGGCAAAGUAAAAUAAUAAAGUACGGCACAUCAGGUUGCAUUAAUUGCCACUUAAAGUGCCCCUGUCACAAAAUGAGAGUUUACAUUAAUAGAAUCGUCUUGAAACGUAGAUUAUGAAAAUACAAAACAGAUUUAAAAUUGAGCUUGUUUUCACAGAGUAAUAAGGCAAUGAAAUUUGAAAAUUUCAAAUUUUAACGGCAAAAGUUUUUGAAAACCGCGAAGCUGGGAAAUUGGUAACUAAACGUCAUAGUAGGAAGACAUUGCCUACUCGCCUAAGCCAAAAGUAUAUAAAUACUAAGUGAGAAUCACAAUCAAGCUGGUCAAAAUUCGAUACAAAUGUCUUCGUCGAGUUCAGAUACGGAAAAUAACAGUUACCAAAGCGAUGACUGACUGAAAUUAUAUUCCUGAGCCGUAUCAAAUCGAGUGAAAUUGAUGAAAACACCAGUGAAGCGUAGUCAAGCAGCGCCAAUCAUUCGUGCGCACGACGUUGGUCCAUAUGUUAAUGAACCAGUGCCCGACGAAGAUUGGCUCAAAAGUCACCGUGAAAAAAGCAAUCACGACGAACGUCUUAAGCAACUACAACAAAGGCUUGAUAGUUCAGAAGAAUUGAGUAAAUGGUAAAUAUUUUGUUGCGUGACUUGACCUUGCGUUUCGUGACUUGCCAGUGUUUCUACAUACACAGUAUUCAAAUUACAAAAUAUAAUAUUUCAGGUGUAAACGUGGCAAUUGUCGCAUUGAACUGCUUCGUAAAUUAUGCUAAAGAGUGUCAAUGUUGUAUGGAAAUUGAGGAGUGCGUCGAUUCUCUACACAGUAACAUUGUGAUUUGUGAUGCAAGAUGAAGUCGCGCCAUCAUGUAUAAUUCAACAGUUUAUCACUAGAUAAGCGCGGAGCCCUCCGUUCAGCAGCCACGAAAUAAAUUACGAACAAGAAAGAAGCAGGAAUACCGUCAAACAAACACAGAAGAUGGGAAAAUAAAGUUUUAUUUAUCAACAUAUUGAAAUUAUGAAACACUUUACCGUACCCGAGUUUACUAUCAGUGAACACACGCAUGCCGGCAUGCGGUACGGUAACUGAGAGUUUAUAUACGGUACAUGCUGUACAAUUAUUGAAUUAUUAUAUAUUUACAUGUGUCCACAUGCAAUUAAGCGACUUAUUAAAAAGACUUAUUUAUUAAUUUAUAGAUUCUGAAGGAGCACAGCAUAUAGAAACUUUGUGUAGAUGGUUUAUGGACAACUAGGAAAUAGACAUUUUUGCGCAUAUGAGAAAAUAAUGCCUGCAGGCUGCAUGCUAUUGAUGAAGACUUUGUAGGAUUUGUAGAGGACAGCUCUUGAUAUUAUAGAAUUAUUUUUCAAUAAAUAAACCUAUUACACUGUAUAAGCGUAGUAAUAUUAUACUGUAUUGCGUAUAGAAACAGCACAUUUGCUAUAUUCAUGACUUAUUACAAUAUUAUUUUGCCAAAGAGGCUGAAAUUUAAGAUUAAGAUUUGUAUCUGAUGUUUUCCUGCACUUCGUGCGCGCGGGUUAAUUUGCGCGUUCAAGUAUUUUUCUGACUUGUAUUUCGUUCCAGGUAUGUUCCUAGCAAAUGUGGCAAUGACUAAGUUAUUUCAUUAAGUUGCUUCAAUGGAUUAAACUUUGUAAUACAUUUUAUACACAUCCCCACAGUGUAUCAGGUUUCAUGCCACAAUUUGUUACAAAAUCUGCAUAAUGUACGGGUUUUCCCUGCGGUCAAAUACAACGAUUUUCACUUGUACAAUUCUACUUUACCUGUCUAAUUUAAAAUACAAACAGUGCACAUUGCUUGUAGACGUAAGAAAUUGGACGUAAGAAAUAUAUUUAAUAUUUUGACCAUAUUCACUCAUAUAUUGUCGCGAUAUUUUAUAUAUUUUCUGGUAAAACCAUUGACUGUGGCUCAUUUAUAUAUUUAUCGCGCUUUCGAGUUUCGUGACUAUGGCCAUAUCGACUGACUGCAUUGAAGCAGCUUUCUUUUACAAUUUGCAGCUUCUUUUUACAAUAACGAAUUUGGAAUAAAAAUUGCACCUUGGAUCUCAUAUUGCUCGUUUAAGGUGCACGAAGUCAACCCGUCUCCUUUUCGCUUCGUACAUCUCGUCUCCAGUAAAAGGUAUAAAAUGAAGUGAAAUGCCUUACUCUGUAUCUGUGACAUUAGAACAACCGCCUACUACACAUAUAUUCGGCAAUUUUUCAUUUUCGUGACUGUUAUUUGCGCAAUUGCCUCCUCUAUGAUAGUACAUGCAAUAGUAUUUCUACAUCAGUGAGCUAGAUAAGUUCCUACUAUUACGUCCCAGUCUCUUUUGCGCGGUUUUCAGAUUUUUCACAAGGUCAAAUUCAAUGUUUAAACGGCAAUAACUUUUACACUAAAAGAGCAGUUUCGAUUCUGUUUUCGAAUUUCCGUAUAUUUUGUAUCAUAGAUUUCGAAAAUAUAAACUCUCAUUUUGUGACAGGGACACUUUAAAGAGUUAAUUUCGAUACCACUUGAACCGGCAAUAUUGUAAUAGCUGAUUAUAAUUUUACUCUGUGUAAUUUUAGAUUGCCUAAUUUAUACUUCUCGAUCAAAUAUUACACCCGUUCCGCACGUUAUCAACAAUAUAGUAUUGUAAUUGUUAAGCUUAACAACACAAUAAGUUAUUGGGUUGUUACUGGAAAGAAAACCGCAAGCAUUGCUCAAAAGUUUUAGUUAUAAGUGUAACUGUCUUGGGAUGGAGGUGGAGGGGUGGCGGGUGGGUAAAUCCCGGCAGCUUUAUCCCUGGGUUAGGGUUAGGGGUUAGUGGUUAGGGGGGUGGGGGUUAGGGUUAGGGUGGGGGUUAGGGUUAUAUAACAACCCAAUACUUAUUGGGUUGUUAAGCUUAACAAUUACAAUACUAUAUUGUUGAUAACGCAAGGAGCGCCUGGAUAUUAUGUGAUUAAUUAAUGAAUUUACAAAAUAAUGCAGCUCUUGUUGUAAUAUUAUAAUCCAUGUCCUCAGUUUCAGCUGACAAUAUAUUGACAAAGGAAGGGGCAAUACAAUUUCUUCAAAAUUCUUGGAAAAUGAAUGAUGUUGAAUUGCGACUAAAGACUGACCGAGAAAGUUUUUUAAACAAGCUCAUACAAACUUUUUAUGAAAGAGUUCCAUUCCAAUUAUUGCACUUUUUCAUACUUACAUCGUUACCUCCAAACGAGCAGGAGAUGGCAAAUUUGGAACACAUUGAUAAAGUAUGUAUGUCUGGGGUGGGUGGAAGCUGUGGUGUGCUAAAUGUGUUUGCCUACCGUCUGUUGGAAGCUCUCGAAUACUCUACUUAUCUAUGUGGAACUAGUGUAACAAGUACAAGCAUCAACGUCCACCUUAUUAUCAUCGUUAAAGGUCUCGUUAACACUGGUGACAUCCACCUUGUUGACUGCGGGUUAGGCCAGCCAUCGUUUAGAGCAAUAUCAUUAAAUUUCAACGAGGAGUCGCCAGUUUACCAGGAGUCAUAUCUUGAAUAUAAAUACAUCAAGCGUGAUGGUAAGAUUGUUCGCAUGCAUGGUGAGGGUGACCUGGUCAAGCGUAACGAUCCACCAAUAGAAGGCCUUGACCUCAUUCUAGGAAAAUGGAGGCGUUUCUAUGAAUUCUCGCUUGAGGAUUUUGAACAGAAAACCUUAAAAACACUUUGGAAAUAUUUUGAUGGGCGCUCCGCUCCAAAAAAUAUGAUACCUCGAAUAUCAAGGUUUCCGGGUGGUAAGGCUCAUAUGAUGAUGGGAAAUAAUUUGUUUCUCGAGCAAGAAGAUCGGAAGCUGAAGAAAAUAAAAUUGCAGUCAAAUGAUGAAAUAUUGAAAGCAUAUCGGCAUUAUUUUCCUUCUAUCGAUGAAAAUCUUGUUCACCAUGCUUAUUCAAUAUGGCAAGAGAACGAUCUUUAA